Thamnophis elegans (Western terrestrial garter snake) is the source of this 1334-nucleotide messenger RNA. Its product is annotated as mas-related G-protein coupled receptor member D-like. Gene Ontology annotation, biological process: G protein-coupled receptor signaling pathway. Gene Ontology annotation, molecular function: G protein-coupled receptor activity. Gene Ontology annotation, cellular component: membrane. The transcript is spliced from 3 exons. Bases 165 to 1112 code for a protein of 315 amino acids. Lineage: Eukaryota; Metazoa; Chordata; Lepidosauria; Squamata; Natricidae. The record is from RefSeq and is a predicted model, not a curated record.
CUGGAUCGUCCUUUUCAACCACUCGUCUGAAUUUCUUCAAUAAAACAAUCAAGAUUUUUACAACAAAUGAAUCAACUUUCCAGAGUACAGCUGUCCUAAGUGAUACUUGGAGUAAAUUCCUCGAAUUGACAGAGGUGAUUAAUUUUCCUUGGACUAUUUCUGAAAUGGUCAACCUUUCUUCAAAUUCUACUGGAAUGGUGGAAAUUGCUCCAAAUAGGUCUGAAAUAUCUUUUCCUUAUGACCAAGGGUUAACCCAACACCUUUUAUAUGCAUUCUUUGCCAUGAUUUGCAUCUUAGGCCUGGUGGGAAAUGGAAGGACAAUUUAUCUCCUGGCCUUUUCCAUUAAGAGGAAUCCUUUCACCACGUUCAUCCAGAAUCUCUCCGUCGCUGAUUUUGGAGUCCUCACAUCCCUCGUUAUGGCAGAAAUAUUUGUGACAGUGUCAACUCUGGGUAAAAUACGUGAUAUUGGUGACACCUUUUUCUUCUUAUUUUUCGAGCUCUUUUUCUUCACCUAUUCUGCUAGCCAGUUUCUCCUGACGGCCAUCAGCCUGGACAGGUGCGUGGCUGUCCUCUUCCCUCUCUGGCAUCGCUGCCAUCGUCCUCCAUAUUUGCCCAGUCUUGUUUGUGGCCUCAUCUGGAUCCUCUCCUUCCUGCUCUCUGCAGUGCACUUCAUUCUGUAUUACACCAAGAGUUCUGGAAGUGCACGUUUUCUUUACCAGCUGAUUGUGAAUGGUUUAUUGUGCACGCCUCUCAUGGUUGUGUCUACUAUAACUCUCUUGGUUUAUACGAGGUCUAAAAUACAACGCAAUCAAAGGAAACUUCUCACCACUAUCUUGCUGGCUCUCCUCUUCUUCCUCCUACUUUCUCUCCCAAUGAAUGUCUUUUAUGUCAUUGAAUAUUUUGGUGCCUAUAAUUCCUCCCUCAUGACCGUCGGAUUCGGAUGUGCUGUUCUCAACAGCAGCAUCAACCCUCUUCUUUAUUUCUUAGUGGGGAGGAAGAAGAAGGGGAAGGAUCAGCCCAGAGCAUCCUUUAAGGUGGCUCUGCAAAGAGUUUUCAAGGAUGAGCAGGAAAGCUCUGAAGAGCAGCAAACUACGGAGGAAAGCAUAUUGUGAAGUGUCGCUAUCAUUGAACAAUCAUUUUAAAAUCCAUAAGUAAUUUGUGGGUUCAGUAAGAAAAUUAUUGUGAUUUAUUGAACAAGCUGAACAUAAAACCAUAUAAACAGAAAAUAUUUAUCUCUGUAUAAUUCUAAAACUGAAUAUGCUUAUAUAGUAAAUGUUUUACUUCUACAAUUCCUUUUUUCCUUUCCUGAUAAAAACUGCUAGAAAUAAUUCUUA